This is a messenger RNA of Nothoprocta perdicaria, 4293 nucleotides long. RefSeq names its product zinc finger protein 451 (gene ZNF451). The transcript has 15 exons. The coding region runs from base 19 to 3255 and encodes 1078 amino acids. NCBI's taxonomy places the organism in Eukaryota, Metazoa, Chordata, Aves, Tinamiformes, Tinamidae. Gene Ontology annotation, biological process: regulation of transcription by RNA polymerase II. Gene Ontology annotation, cellular component: nucleus. Gene Ontology annotation, molecular function: DNA-binding transcription factor activity, RNA polymerase II-specific; sequence-specific DNA binding. The record is from RefSeq and is a predicted model, not a curated record.
CCAGCGUGUCUAGAGAUAAUGGAGUCUUUCAGCUCUGGCAACGUUGCUGAGAGUAAAACGCCGUUGGCACAAAUAAGCAGCAAUCAGCAUGAAAGCGAAGAUGACGUUGAGUUCGUUGGAGAAGGACCUUUAAGACCUGUACUUGAAUGCAUUGAUCUUGUGAGCAGUGAGGACGAAGAACCUAACAGCAGUUCUUAUGCUCAUAGAAACAUUAAACGUAAAGAUUACCUKGACUAUCAGAAGGAAAGGGUUGCCUCGACCUUGGAUCGUCUGGCACGCCAUGUUGAAGUAGAGAAACAGCAAAAAGAAGAGAAGAACAAAGCUUUUAAGGAGAAAAUUGAUUCCCAGUAUGCUCAUGGACUGCAAGAACUAGAAUUUAUUCGGGGGCACAGUGACACAGAAGCUGCAAGGUUGUGUGUGAACCAGUGGUUAAAAAUGCCAGGUCUCAAACCAGGCACCAUCAACAGUGGAAGAAGAGGGAUUUGUCAGAGGACAGGUCAGACGCCGAGCAAGAGCAGUCCAAUUUCUUGUCCUGUAAUGAACUGUAACAGGAAGUUUGAUAAUGGGCACCUUCUCCUAGGCCACUUGAAAAGGUUUGAUCAUUCUCCUUGUGACCCAACAAUUACACUACAUGGACCUCCAAAUAAUACUGUUGCCUGUGUGGUAUGCUGCAAAAAAUUUUCAACCCCUCAGCAGUACAGUGAUCAUCUUUUUUCUAAGCUGAAUGAAAAUGAUGGACAUAAAAAAGAUCUCCCUCCCCAGCUUAUCCAGUGCUAYGCGUGCCCAAGCUGCUUCCUCCUCUUCACCCGAAGAGACGAGUGCCUGCAGCACAUGUCUGCAAAGAACCACUUCCUCCAUUUUUUUAAACUGAGUGACGAAGCGAAAACCGGCGUCCCUCUCCCGUUCCCAUCCUACGCCAAGAAACUCCUGGUAUCGCUGUGCAAAGAGAUCCCCUUCCAGGUGAAGUGCAUAUCCUGCCACCAGAUACUGCGCUCGCACAUGGAGUUAACAGCUCAUUUCAGAACACGGUGUCGCAGUUCUGGCCCCAUGGCCGUGUCGAAGAAGAGCGUCUCCCAAGUUGCAGAAAUCUUUAAAACCAAAGGUCACUGUGAGAACUGCGAUAGACUCUUUGCUGACGAUGAUCAGAUCAUGCAGCACAAGCAGAACACUCAACAUAGAAUUAAGGUUAUUGCCACAAUGGAAGAGUCCAUCUUGACRUUCUGUCACAUCAGUGAAAAAAAUAAAAAUCCGUCCCAUUUGCGGCAUAUCGUGGAUCGCUCCAGGCCGCUGCUGAAAAGACCUUUGGACUCGAGGGACUCCAACACUGAAGGGGGAUCUACUCCUUCGAAAAAGAGAAGUGAUUUAAACGGUAAAAGUGAAGGUCCCGGAGCAACGCCGAGCCCUGGUGGCAAGGUGAAAGCCUGGUUCUGUGAAUGCCUGCAGAAGUUCCUCACGGAAGAGGCGGUGGAGAAGCACAUUCUGGCAGCAAACAGAAUCUGCCACAAGUGCGCGGUGUGCGGGAAGCUGGUGGAGAACUCCAGCAUCAUCCGCCUGCACAUGAGCCGCUUCCACGGCGGAGCCCACCUCACUAACUUCCUUUUCUGGUGCAGAGCAUGCGCUGUAGAUCUGCCCAGAGAAGAGGAUAUUAUGGGGCACGURACUGAAUUCCACGGUGGACACAGUUACUAUUAUGAGCAGGAAGCUCUGGAAGAGGAGCCYGUGCCCUCCGCUUCUGGCACAGCGUGCGGCUCCUCGGUGGAAAGGCAGGACUGUGUUGCCAGUCCUGGGGACCUGUCUCCCGAAAGGGGCCCUUUGCUGGGCCAGUGGCAGUGCCACAUGUGCGAGGAGAUGUUUGCCUCCGAGGAGAGCGUGAAGCAGCACUGCGCGUCCUUGGAGAGCCACGCGUUCCACAGGUACUGCUGCGGCACGUGCCAGAGCCGCUUCCGGAAAAUGGAGACGCUGCAGCGGCACUGCCAAGAGCGCCACGAGCGCCACGUGGACGUCAGGUACUUCUGUGGCCUCUGYGGCGAUCUCUUCUUCGACGUGGAGGAGGGAUUUCUAGCUCAUUACAGGGAGCUUCACAGCACGGACUACGCGUUUGUGCCUGAGCAAAUGGAAGUCUCGAUAAAAAAGGAAGACGACUUCCUGCCGGUGGAGCAAGGAGACUGCUUAAGCUGUGGCUGCCGGACAACUUACAUCUCCCGAGUGAACAGGAGGAACGAUUACACGAGUUGCCAGAAGGUCUUGCUGCAAAACGGCAGCUUAUGGUUUCGCUGCCGCUUCUGCUCCACCACGGCGCAGAAUUUGGACGACUUGAACAGGCACCUGGGGAGCCACCCGUCCGUGAAAUGCGACGAGGAGAUGUACGUUGUCCGAUGCGCCACGUGCAGCAAGAACUUCCAGGACCUGCCCAGCGCCCACCAGCACUACCACAUGAAGCACUGCUUCCUGCAGAAGCYGGACCUGGGCAGCCUCGCGGCGGAGCCGCAAAGCGCCGUGUUCCAGUUCACUGCGAGCGGGGCGUGUGCGGACAGGAAAGCCGACAAGGCCAAGUUGGCGGCGUGGCCGGCCAGGGCUCAGGAAGGAUCGCAGCCGCCUCUUCUGCAGGGGCCGAUGCAGGGAAAGAAAGAAAAGAAAGAAAACCUGGCACACACAGAAGAACAUGCUGAAGACAGUGAACUUCCUGAUUUUGACUACCUGAGUACCAUGACUCAUAUUGUGCUGGUGGAUCUGGACAACUGGGGAAGCUUAUUYACACAGCUGCCAGCCAACCUCAACCAGGGCACCUUUAUCUGGGGCUUUCAAGGAGGAUACAGCAACUGGAAGCCUCCAGUGCAGUGCAAAAUUUAUAAUUAUCUGAAGAAGAUUGGCUGUUUCUUCCUUCAUCCCCGCUGUGGCACCAGAAGAGAAGCCGCAGACUUUGCCCUCUGUGUUCACGCUGGUCGUCUGGAUGAGCACCUGCCCAAGCAAAUCCCUUUCACGGUACUUUCUGGAGACAAAAGCUUUCUAGAACUGGAAGCUCAAUUUAAAAUGACACAGCGUUCAGCUCGCAUCCUAAAUCCUCAUCACAUUGAAGGAGACAUGAUGUGUGCCUUGCUAAACAGCAUUUCAGAUACCACAAAAGCUUCAGAUAGCGAGGAGGAUGACGAUAUCAAACUUACAGUCCAAAAGAGCUUAGAAGAAACAAAGAAACAGGAAGAUGCCGAGGAUGCCGAGCUGGAGGAAGCCAUCCAGAGGAGCCUGCAGGAAAUGUAGAGGGGGCUCCUGUGUGCACGAGCAGCAGGACGUCGGGGCAGCCGGCGUAACGGGAGCUCCCCAUUGCCAGGGCUCGGAAAUACCGCUUCGGAAAACGCCCGCGUCCUCCACUGCUAGAGUUACAGUCUGAAGACCUUCCUCAUGCUGAUGAGCGGCUGGAGCUUAUGGGUGUAUGCUGCAAUACACUGUAUAUGAUAAAAAUAAAUUUUUAAGUCUUUGCAAAUGCUGUUUCUAACAAGCAACGACUGGGUCUCUCCAGUCUAGCUGCGUAAGUUGUUGCCUGAGAGGUAGGCUGGUCUUACAAUGUAUUUUUUUAUUGGUUCUUGUAUUUAAUUCUUCUGUCACAAAACGUUUUUCUCCUUUUUCUUAAACAUUUUUGUGUGGCCUUUGAUAGAUAAAAACCAGUAAACUUGGAUGACUGGCAGACUGACCUGCCUAUCUAAUCUUGUUCUAAAGAGAAGCUUAGGUCCCAGUUUCACAAAUUUAAUACAUGGUCUGAAUCUUGUCCCUGCUGGGAUCUCACCUCAGAAGACCCCAGGUUUGUCUACAGCCUGUUUGUUACAGAUGGCAGAAUCAGGUCCUCAGACUSCAUAGUUAGUUUCUGUUAGCUUUAUUUUUAUAAAUGUGUAUAUUUUUUUAAUAGGAGUGUGGUACUGUURUACUAGAUGACUUAAAGUUUGGCAGGUUCAAUCUCUCCCUAAUCCAGGGCUGGAACAACCUUAUCAGUAAACUGAAGGCAAAGAAACUUCCAAUUUCCCCUUUGAAACAGAUGUGAAAGAAUUCAAGCUGCAUCAUUCCUCUCUGUUGGCUUUUUUCCUGCCCCUCUUCUUGGGGAAUGGCCUUGAAUACCUGGCUGUAGUUGUGUUUAUYUUUGUACUCUCCUUCUUUUCAGGUGAAUUUCAGUGUUGUUUUUUUUUCCUUGUGUGUGUGUUUCAACUUGUCACCUUGGUCACCUUUCUUAGCUCCUCCUUUAAAAAUAACUAUGCAAGCUGUCCAGCUUUACCAGCUUAUUUAACUUGGAUUGACAAUUGUUAAUCA